Messenger RNA from Staurois parvus, 444 nucleotides. The record is from the annotation of a GenBank genome assembly. Lineage: Eukaryota; Metazoa; Chordata; Amphibia; Anura; Ranidae.
GGAGCGACAGGCACCGAGUCACCAGGCACGACAGUGGGCUCCGAGUCAACUGGCACUGGCUCAGACAUUGGAUCGUCUGGCUGGACAGCGGGCAUCGGGUCACCAGGCAUCAGGUCAUUUGGCUCGACAGCGGGCACCGCGUCAUCUGGCGCGGCAGUGGGCACCAAGUCACCAGGCACGACAGUGGGCUCUGAGUCAAUUGGCACGACAGCGGGCACCGGGUCAUCAGGUACCGGAUCGUCUGGCUCGACAGCAGGCACCGGGUCAUCUGGCGCUGGAUCGUCUGGCUCGACAGCGGGCAUCGGGCGUGAUAGGAUCAUCAGGCUGAAUCAGUUCAUCAGGCCGGGGUACAGACAUCAGGCCGGGUACAGACAUCAGGCCGGGUACAGACAUCAGGCCGGGUACAGACAUCAGGCCGGGUACAGACAUCAGGCUGAAGUGCAG